UCAACUAAAUCUGUUUAACAAUUACAAUUAACAUUACUGAUAAUAGCAAAUAAGAAGUCACUGGACAUAUAUACUACAUUAACUCACAGUCCACGAUACGAAAUAUCGACAUAUAUAGUACAUCAACUCACAGUCCACAAUAUGAAAUAUCGACAUGCAUACUACAUCAACUCACAGUCCACAAUAUGAAAUAUCGACAUGCAUACUACAUCAUCGACAUAUAUAGUACAUCAACUCACAGUCCACAAAACGAAAUAUCGACAUAUGUACAGAGACAUAUAUAGACUAUAUAUGUCUCUGACAUGUAGUACAUCAAAAAGAGUAAAAUAUGAAGUGUAGAUCUGUGUCCAUGUAAUUGUGUAGCAGCAGUAAGAGCUAUUAAUGGCAAAGCUAAUUCUUCGACUUCUUCAUCGCCACAAGUAACUGGAUAUCGCCAUCUGUAAUCUCGGGUAUAAAGAACAAAAUUGUCUUGUUUGAAAAGUCCUUGUGUAAAUUACAACAACACAAAAAUCACACGUCAACCAAAGAUCGUAACCUGCUAAUAAAACGUCUGUUUCAAUUGGGCGCAUAACAGGUAAAUUUGUAGGUGGCGGGCUACACUCAUUACUGGGGUUGUGUAGCGGGGUGCGCGUCAAUUCCCUGGCUUUGUGUCGGAGUAAAUGAUCGGUCCAUUAAAACAUACAUUUGCCCUUUAUCAUGUUAACUAUUUUGACUGGCAAGAGGCCUCGGCUGUUAGGGUGGUAACGCGAGAUGGACACAAACAGUGGUGGUGAUAUCUUAGUAAACUGUCGGCAAUCGCUCUACUGGAAAGCGAAUUCUCCUAGCCAAUGAGAGACGGCGAGGGAGGAGCCAAUUGAACGCACACAAAAACACCACGCUCACGUAUUCUAUCAUAGAAAUUCCUACCUUGUUAUUCAUAAAAGCUUCGAAAAGCACUAUGCUUUUGAUUCUAAAUGAAACAAUAUUCAUCGUAAAAUCACGUUUGAUUUGGAUGUACGCAUGACAUGUCGAUUUAAUUGUGACAGUGAGUGUUUUUGACGAUCGUAUUUGUUACUUGUUUUUGUCCAGAAACACGUGUUUUACACAAAUGGUCUGCGAUAGUCACGGUAACAUGCCUGGAGACCUGGUGACGAUUCACUGGACAUAGCCCUGGAUGUGUGUCAGGGGUACAAGUGUUCGCAGGUGUGCCAAUGGACACUUGAGGUCAAUACAAUAGCAUUGUAAUACUGACCAGAACUCCAAAUACCUGACAAUGUGGGAAACUGAAACUUAAAGUGCAGAACAAUGAUUUGUUCUCAGCGCUGUACUACGACAGUACCCCAGUCUGACUUGUGUGUGUUCUUUCAGAGAAAUUAAAUGUCAGGAAUUGUGUAUUGAUAUAUCGUCCACUAAUCUGGAUCCGCUAUCGUAACAUUCAUACACGAAUGGACGCCUGGUCUCCCGCAUUACCAGGGAACACGCUGACAUAAGUGUAAGGUAACGGGUCCGUCCACGGAAAACAAUGAUCGGAAAAGUGUUAACAAGACAUUUCGGAAACAGACGGAUUCUAGUGAUAGUUCUAUUCGUUGUGGUCGGUUUUGGAAUACCCUCGCACGCGCGCAUGAAAGCGCCGGCGGGCUUGACUCCCUCUACUAAAUCUUCCAACCAAACGGAGGUUAUUGAGAGACUUUCUCGGUUUUUCGGGAUAGAUAGAGUCCCAGCUCGGGUAAUUCACAAAUCUCCUCCUCAGUUUAUGAUCGACUUAUACGCUAGCAUCACUGAACCGGGAGGGCUCGUGAAACGGGAAAGCCCAUAUCGGGCUGACGUCAUCCGGAGUUUUCCAGACAGAGAGUGGCGCCAACAGAUGCAUUUCUACUAUAAUGUAUCCUACUUAUCAGAAGGAGAGAAAUUAUUAGCUGCUGAAUUCCAUAUAUUUAAAUUAAACCCUAGACCAUCAUCAGAAGGGGAACAGAUGCCUCCACAUGUCAUUGAGAUUAAAGUUUACCAAGUGUUGGAUCCAGAAAAUAUUCAUUCUCCGCGGGGAUUAAAAUUAUUAGAUGCAAAAAGGACUAGCGCUCACCUUCACGGAUGGUUUGUGUUCCAAGUAAAAAACGCUGUCAAUGAAUGGAUCAAUGGGUCGGCUGUGAACUAUGGGUUUUUAGUAACAACCACCUCACCAAGUGGAAGGCACGUGAACGGAAGUUACGUUCGCUUUGCCCAACGGAAGGAACAUCACGAGAGCAAACAGCCAAUCCUGGUAGCGUAUACAGACGACGGUAUGGCACGACAUCCCAGCUAUAUUUCUCCUACUGAUGAGAAUUACAUGCAAAUUAAAAAGGACAUUUUAAAGAAGCAGAGGCAGAGGAUGCGACAAUUCAAAGGAAAAGAUUUCCUUCAAGCCGUUCGGCUUUUGAAUGAAAGGGAACGAGAAGAAGAUCAAAUAAGAAACAAACACUUGCAAACGAUAUUGGGCACAACCGAACAAACACGUCGACGAAGGAGUACAGGGCAGGAUAAUAGUGAAACAAAAUCUAGUACCUCUGGACUGGGAAAGAAAAAGAAAAAACUAACGAAAGAAGAAAGACGACUUAGAAAACAAAGACGUCGAGAGGAAAGACGCAGAAAGCGACGGAAACGUAACAAAAAGAAAGGAAAAGAUAAACGAGCACUGGAUUACUUCCGACCAUAUCGCCGUCAGCGAAGGAAUUGUGCUCGGCACCAGAUGUACGUGGACUUUGAUGAGAUUGGCUGGUCAGGGUGGAUCAUAUCACCCAAAGGCUAUAACGCAUAUCAUUGUAAGGGGGCUUGUCCUUUCCCCCUAGGUCAGAGUCAAAAACCAACCAACCAUGCUACAGUUCAGAGCAUCGUUCAUGCACUUAAAGUCGGGAAGGACGUUUCUACGCCGUGUUGUGUUCCCAACAAGUUAUAUUCUAUAAGUCUUCUAUAUUUUGAUGACGAUGAGAACGUCAUUUUAAAACAAUAUGACGACAUGGUCGCCGCCAGUUGUGGAUGUCAUUGAUUAUCUACUGUUAUAUCUCAUUGUUUAUAUUUUUUUCAUGAUAAAACACACAAUUUCUUUAAUGAUACCAACUUUGGAUCAUUUGGCUCUUUCAACAUAUUUGUGAUUUUUGGAUGUAAUCUAAAAGGGGCCAUGUUCUGCUUGUAUUGGAUACUAAUAAGGAUGGAGGCAGCAUCUUUACAGAUGGGCUUGCUUUGAUGGAUGGAUGUAUAUCGUGAAUUGUAUAAUUGUCUCCACAAAUCUACGGAAAUCAUAUCAUUGUUGGAUUCAGGCAUAUAUGGACGAGGGUGGACCUGCUGUAAAUGGGUGUUGUCUCCAAGGAAAACUAGAAUGUGUUUGUGAUUUCCUGUGGUGCAAGAUAAAACAAUAUCAUGCUCUCUUCUGAUAUCCAUGACGCUGUACAUAUUGAUCUGGUACGAUAUAAAACAAUACCAGUGUUAUGUGGAGAACAUACGCGUCUCUUUAUUGUAAUCCUUAACUUUGAGUUUACUGCGGUGUAAUUUUGAACGAGAUUACAUAGCCUUGAUAUCAGCAUAUGCAUAUGUGAUAGACCACGUGACAUAAUACCACAGAUACUCUCUAGCCUAGUUAGUUGUUCGUGAUCUGUGGUAAUGACGACACAAAUAAUGGACUGAUAAUGGUGUUUGUAGGGCGUUAUGUCUUAUUUAUGUUCUAAUGUAUGUAUAUUUCGACUAUUUGUAUUUAAAAAUAGUAUGAGAAAGAGAUGAAUGUGGAAUAGAUAUACAUAUCUCGCAGAAAUGAAAUGUAUCGAUGUAAGAGUAUAUGGAGCGAGAGGUAUAAAUGGUAUACUGUAUGGGUAUUGUUAGAAACAUUGAUUGCUCGUAUGUCAGUUUUCGGACAACAUUGAUUGCUCGUAUGUUCGUUUUCGGACAACAUUGAUUGCUCGUAUGUCAGUUUUAGGAAAACAUUGACUGCUCUUUUGUAAGUUUUCAGACAUUCAUUGACUGUUCGCACAGUAUGUUAGUUUUCGGAAAACAUUCAAUACUCGUAUGUCAGUUUUCGACAACACUGAAUGUACGUUUUGUCAGUUUUCAGACUAUUUUCAUGUUAGUCACCAGUUGCAACUGUUUUGUACUCAUCAUUAGAUAAUCUGUUAUACGGGGAUUCUAAACGAGAGGAAAAUGUAUGAGGUUUGGAGCUAUGUUUGUCGUCCGACACGCUUACCAUGUCGGUGAGAUUAAAGCAAAGCGUGACGUCAUCGCCACGUCUGGAAGAGGAGUGAUUGCGCAACAGAAGGGCGUGGCUUCUCCAUCAUAGAUUGCUCAUAUGGUACAGGUUAACACUCAGACCGCGUUCAAAGCCUACGUAGUAUAUUUAUUAUUAAGUAAACGUUAGGAAUGGAAAUAAGGACAGAAGUCAUUGAACAAAAAUGUUUUGCAAGACAAUAUCUGUAUAGUUAUACUGAUGCAUGUUGUAAGGUAUAACACACAGCUCUAUACUGCAUAGGUGUACACAGUCUGAUAGUUGAUCAUUUCGCCAGAUGCUCGCGCAAACAUGCCCAUGCAUAAUCAUCUAUAUGCCACAGGUUAAGAGUGACGAAUUAUAAAUGAAUACAUAAGAUAUGAUAAAGAAUAGCAGUUAGUUAUGUCAUGAUUAAUAAUGUUAAACAGUCAAGAUAUUGCACUUCGUUUUAUAUGAUUACGGCGUGUAUAUAUAUGAUAGUAACGAAGGUAUAAAUUAGUCUUUCUUGGACGCUAUAGUAACUAGACACGUUCGUUAAUCCUUAUUGGACGCUAUAGUAACUAGACACGUUCGUUAAUCCUUAUUGGACGCUAUAGUAACUAGACACGUUCGUUAAUCCUUCUUAGACGCUGAUAGUAACUAGACACGUUCGUUAAUCCUUAUCGGACGCUGAUGGUAAUUAAACACAUUCGUUAAUCCUUAUUGGACGCUGAUAGUAACUAAACACGUUCGUUAAUCCUUAUUGGACGCUGAUAGUAACUAAACACAUUCGUUAAUCCUUAUUUGACGCUGAUAGUAACUAAACACAUUCGUCAAUCCUCUUUGAAGGUACGUUGUUGCUUGAUAAAGGUCUUAUUUUGGUGCUGCUUUGUUGAGAAUUGAGAGUUUUGUGUAUGCUAAGUGUGUUUCAGCUCGAUAUCUAUUUCAUUUAUCUCCUGUCAUUACUGUGCAAUGUAUGUCAAUUCCAAAUCUUGAUGACAAAAUAAAAUGGUGAUCCCUGUUUC
Pecten maximus is the source of this 5205-nucleotide messenger RNA. Its product is annotated as bone morphogenetic protein 2-like. NCBI's taxonomy places the organism in Eukaryota, Metazoa, Mollusca, Bivalvia, Pectinida, Pectinidae. The record is from RefSeq and is a predicted model, not a curated record. The transcript is spliced from 5 exons. Gene Ontology annotation, molecular function: cytokine activity; growth factor activity. Gene Ontology annotation, cellular component: extracellular region. Gene Ontology annotation, biological process: SMAD protein signal transduction. Bases 1502 to 2998 code for a protein of 498 amino acids.